This is a messenger RNA of Gadus chalcogrammus (walleye pollock), 3615 nucleotides long. RefSeq names its product nuclear receptor subfamily 3, group C, member 2 (gene nr3c2). Gene Ontology annotation, molecular function: sequence-specific DNA binding; zinc ion binding; DNA-binding transcription factor activity. The record is from RefSeq and is a predicted model, not a curated record. The transcript has 10 exons. Lineage: Eukaryota; Metazoa; Chordata; Actinopteri; Gadiformes; Gadidae. Gene Ontology annotation, biological process: regulation of DNA-templated transcription. The coding region runs from base 447 to 3470 and encodes 1007 amino acids.
AUUGCACUCGUUGCAGUAGGAGGGUCCAUGUGCACAGAAUGACGUCGCGCUCACUGCAAGUCCGACCGACUCCUUCGUUGUUUUAUUAGGGGCUUUAUUUUAAUCUAAAAGGCGAGAUUAAACUAUCUAUAUAUCAUGGACAUUGUGUAAAACCACUUGCCUCUGUUGUCAAAUCCGUCGCUGUCUAUUGUCGCCCUGUUUUGAACAUCGGUUUGCAGUUGAGAAUCAGCAGCAGUCAUAUAUAUACGCAGCAGUCUAUGUCCUCAGCUGUCAAACUGAAACUAGUAGAUAUUCUCGAAAGAGUAGACCAGUGCAUUCUUGCCCCGGGAGGAAUAUCUUUUGACCAGGUUGCAUGUCUUUUUUUCUCCUUUGGAUUAUUGCUGCCCAGCAACCCAGCCACCUGACAAGUCUGAAUGUCGUAAUUAAGGUAAACCGAUGACGUGGUGAUGGAGACCAAAACACACAAAAUCUACUUUGAUGGAAACGACACAGCCGAGAGCAGGUGGCCCCAAAUCCCCAGUACCAUGGAGUACUGCUGCAGCACCCAAGAAUCCGCUUCAACCAGCAACGAUAUCCUGAUGGACAUAGCCAACACCAACUGUCCAGCUGGGAGCCCAGCGGCUGACUGUAAGGAGAACAACACCAAGAAGCUGGAGCCCCCGGUGCUUCGCCUGAGCCAGGCCCAGCCUUUUGUUCUGCCUCUCCUCAACAACUCCCUGUAUAGUCGCAAACAGGAAAUGGACUCUAAGGAGCUUUCCAAGACUGUGGCCGAGUCCAUGGGCCUGUACAUGAAUGCGGUCCGCGAGGCCGACUUUGGCUUCAGCCAACACGGGGGCAGCACCAGUCCCGGGAAGUUCUACCCAGGGUGCGGUCGCCCCCUCGAGGGCAACCAGUGUACAAAGUUGACAAAGAGCCCCCCGCUGGGCUUCCCGCAGUGCUGCGCUUCCUCUCGAGACUGCACUGCCUCCGGGCCUCAGCAGGUGAGCUCUGCCUCCUCACAGGUGUCCUCUCUCAGCUGCAGUCCCCAGACGUCCAGCUCCGUCUCCAGCCAGAGCGUCGGCGGCGGCGGUGGCGGCGGCGGCAGCAGCAGCAACAUGGUGUCGUCCACAACCAGUCCCACCACGUGCUUCGGCCCGGCGCGCUCCUCCAUCAGCAGUCCGCUCAGCCAAGCUCCCUCCGUCCCGCAUACACUGGGCCACAUCCAGCGCAGGAAUUCCGUCACGUGUAGCCCAGUGGAGUCCAGCACCGUGGGAUCCCCGCCUCUCACCAGCCCGCUCAACGUCAUGAAGUCGCCCAUGUCCAGUCCACAGAGCAUGGGCAGUGUGAGGUCCCCGCCCCCCUGCAGCGGCGCCUGCAACAUGAGGUCAUCUGUUUCGAGCCCAACCGGUAGCAAUGGUAACGUCACGGCCGGCAGCUGCACGGUGAGGUCGUCCAUCUCAAGCCCCGCAGCGGGCGGCUCCAUGGCGACCGGCAGCCCGCGAAACCUCUCAUUCGGCGGGUUUCCCAUGUCCAGUCCCGCCAGUGGACUGGGGCUGGUGCAGAACGACACCAACAGCCCCGAAGCGGCGGGUCUGGCAAAAGACCCAGACUUCAAGAACUUUGAGUUCCCCAAGGUGGAGAUGGUCGACGGGGAGGUUUUUAACGUGGGCCUGGAUCACAUGGGGAUGGUGAAGUACAUAAAAAACGAACCGGGGACUGACCUGAGGAGCAUGUGUUUAGGCAGCUCCAAGUGCAGUGGAAAUGGUACAGCCUAUAUCACGCAGAUAAAAAGUGAGCCCAACAAAGACGAGGACUGCAUGAAUCAGGCACUGUACAACGAGCAGCCUCGAUCUCUGGGCCUCUUCCCCGCAUCGGAGACAACCUAUUUAUCCCUGAGGAAUAACAUAGACGAAUACAGUCUUUCCGGUAUUUUAGGACCCCCCAUCUCCUCCAUGAAUGGCAACUAUGAAUCCGAAGGUUUCCUCAACAAUGUACUGUCUAAAGGUGUUAAGCAGGAGUCCAUUGAUGGGAGCUAUUACCAAGAAAACAGCGGCAUGACCCCGUCGGCCAUUGUUGGGGUUAAUUCAGGUGGACACUCGUUCCACUACCAGGUCGGAGCACAAGGAACAAUGUCUUUUGGGCGGAAUGAUGUAAGGGACCAGUCCAAUCCUUUGUUGAACCUCAUUUCCCCCGUAACAGCGCUAAUGGAAUCGUGGAAGUCUCGGCCAGGCAUGGCCCAGGGUGCGAUGUCAGCCAGGGGAGAGGGCUACCUGGGGCAGGGAUGCAUCGUGGACAACAUGUCAAGCUCGUCACUAAGACAACCUUCAUCGACGGCCAAAGUGUGUCUGGUGUGCGGGGACGAGGCGUCCGGGUGCCACUACGGCGUGGUGACGUGUGGGAGCUGCAAGGUGUUCUUCAAAAGAGCGGUGGAAGGUCAGCACAACUACCUUUGCGCCGGCAGGAACGACUGCAUCAUCGACAAGAUCCGCAGGAAAAACUGCCCGGCGUGUCGCGUGCGGAAGUGUCUGCAGGCCGGCAUGAACCUGGGAGCACGUAAAUCCAAGAAGCUGGGCAAGCUGAAGGGAGUGAGCGAGGACCUGCACGGCUCCAAGGAGAGCCAAACGACCGCCGGAGGUGGCGGGGGAGGGUACCUGUCCUCGGAGAAGGAGCUGAGCGCCAGCCAGGCCCAGAGCAACGCCCUGGUGCCCCACGGGCUGGGCGUGGUCACCCCCUACCUGCCCCCCUCCAUCUGCAGCGUGCUGGAGCUCAUCGAGCCGGAGGAGGUGUUCUCCGGCUACGACAACAGCAUGCCCGACACCACCGACCACCUGCUGUCUAGCCUCAACUGCCUGGCCGGCAAGCAGCUUGUGCGCAUGGUCAAGUGGGCCAAAGUACUUCCAGGAUUCCGAGGCCUGCCGAUAGAGGACCAGAUCACGCUGAUCCAGUACUCGUGGAUGUGCAUGCUGUCCUUCUGCCUCAGCUGGCGGUCGUACAAACACACCAACGGGCAGCUGCUCUACUUCGCCCCGGACCUCAUCUUUAACGAGGAGCGCAUGCAGCUGUCCGCCAUGUACGACCUGUGUGUGGGAAUGAGGCAGGUGAGCCUGGAGUUUGUCCGGCUGCAGCUUACCUACGACGAGUUCCUCUCCAUGAAGGUGCUGCUGCUGCUCAGCACAGUGCCCAAGGAGGGUCUGAAGAGCCAGGCGGCGUUCGAGGAGAUGAGGGUGAACUACAUCAAGGAGCUGAGGCGCUCGGUGGGCAAGGCCACCAACAACUCUGGUCAGACCUGGCAGCGCUUCUUCCAGCUCACCAAGCUGCUGGACGCCAUGCACGACCUGGUGAGCAACCUGCUGGACUUCUGCUUCUACACCUUCCGCGAGUCGGAGGCCCUGAAGGUGGAGUUCCCCGACAUGCUGGUGGAGAUCAUCAGCGACCAGAUACCAAAGGUGGAGUCGGGCCUCACGCACACACUGUACUUCCACAAGAAAUGACCGCGCCCGGCCACUCCCCCCCCCCCCUGCCCCCACGCGGGACGGGGAACGCAGAGCACCGGGAGGACACCAGAGAGACGCACCGCAACACGCCACACACUGACACCGGGAGGAGACGCCGAGGGGCCCGCGGGGGGAAGGCGGA